GUUUCGUGUGCGUGAAACGUCGAGCAGUCGAGGGACAAACAGGAUUUGAUUGUGGCGAGGACUGACUUUUACCGUUGUUACUGUUAUAUAAUUUCGUUUUCGCUGGGUGUCUCGGCGGCGUGUUCCCUCUUCUGUUGAGUUACCAGCCGUUCACAUCGGAAUGGCCGAACCGAGCGCCCGGUAUCAUCAGCUGCCCAAUGAGGAGGACCCAGAAGAGAGUCCACAGGUAGCAGCUGACGCUCCACCUCCAUACAGCAGCAUCUCAGUGGACAAUGCUGCCUACUUUGACUUCAAAGAAGACGGGGCUUUCCCCAAGCCUCCAUCAUACAACGUAGCAACUACGUUACCUUCCUAUGAUGAAGCAGAAAGAACCAAGGCCGAGACUACUGUUCCCCUGGUAACUGGAAGACAGCAGCCUCAGCACAGGGAACGCCUGGAGACUUUUGACGAUGUAAUUCGCAGUUCACUGGAGGAUGAAGACUUUGUGACCAGAGACGACUUCGAAGAUGCUGAUCAGCUGAGGAUAGGAAAUGACGGCAUCUUUAUGCUCACUUUUUUCAUGGCAUUCCUGUUCAACUGGAUCGGUUUCUUCCUGUCCUUCUGUCUGACCACCUCAGCAGCUGGCCGCUAUGGGGCAAUCUCAGGUUUUGGCCUCUCCCUCAUCAAAUGGAUCCUCAUAGUCAGGUUCUCCACAUACUUCCCCGGUUACUUUGAUGGACAGUACUGGCUGUGGUGGGUGUUCCUGGUGCUGGGCUUCUUGCUCUUCCUUCGAGGAUUCAUCAACUAUGCCAGAAUCCGCAAGAUGGCCGACACCUUGUCCACCCUGCCCCGCACCCGAGUCCUCUUCAUCUAUUAAGCUCAAAAUCCAUCAGUUACCAUCAUCACUUUUUCCUCCUUUUUAAUGAGAUAUGCAGUCUGGCUUCAUCCAAUCAAAAAGGGAGGAAGAACUUUUUCUUUUUUUUUUUUCCUCUGCUCCACAUGAUUUGGACAAUAUGAUGAUUAUUGUCCCCUCUUGGUCUAAACUAGUGAAUGCUGAGAAAUCUGUAAAACCCUUCAGUUGUUAGUGGUGAACUGUCAUAUGCUAUUUGCAAUUAUGAAGUGUGUGAUGUAUAAAUUAAUGCCUUAUUUACUGUUUUACUAUCUGUUGGUAGCAGCAGCAGCAGCAGCAUACACUGUUCCCCCAUGUAGACACCAGGGGGCAGUCUUGUUUGUGUUAUUCCUUUCACCAGUCUCUGAUCUGAUCAUUUGUAUAGCGAGGUGCUUCUCAGCCCAGGGGUCAGUGGGUAAUUUUGGGAUUGUGGGUUGAUUUCAAGUACCAAUUUAAUGUGUAUUUAACCCUUCUGACCAAGCAUUAUGUCCCUUGUGAAAUAAGUAUAAAAAUCAGGUAAUACAAGCCUGAAAAGGGAAAAUUACUAGCUUUUUUUGGGGUUUGAGUUUCUGAGAAGGUUGAGGACCAUAUGAAUAGAAGAUCAGGGGCCUGGCUUCCCCUAAAGCAUCCCCCCCAUGCAUUCAUGAAUUGUCUAUGCUUACACACUGUAAUCAGUAAUACUUUUACUAAUAUAUGAUACAUGUAUGUCAGUAGAGAGCUAAAGCUGCAAUGUGAUUUCCAGGGGAGGCCAGAGCAGAGCUUCUUGGGCAGGUCGGGAAUCACUGCUUUGCUCAAGAGCACAAUGACAGAUGGAAUAAGUCUGUCUCUGGAUUCAGAUGUGCAAUUGGACGGUUGUGGUUAAAUUAAUGAUUCUGAUGCUCUCUCAGUCAUUGGCAUCCCAUUGGUUUUCCAAAGAGGAAGAAAUUAUUGUAUUGCCAGAUGUGAUUUGGAAACCCUGCCCUGUGAAGAAUUAAUGAAGUAAUAUAUUGAUACAGCAGAUCCCCCCCCUUUUUUUUUUACGUAACAAUGAAAUAUUAAAAGCGUCAUUCUUUUUAUGUUUAACCUCAGUCUAGUGGAAGUGGAAUGAUUAUUUUAAGUAUCUGGCUUGGAAAAUGUUUGGAAUUAAAGUGGAAAAAGUACA
This is a messenger RNA of Dicentrarchus labrax (European seabass), 2009 nucleotides long. Its product is annotated as NEDD4 family-interacting protein 1-like. Lineage: Eukaryota; Metazoa; Chordata; Actinopteri; Moronidae. The record is from RefSeq and is a predicted model, not a curated record. Gene Ontology annotation, cellular component: Golgi apparatus; perinuclear region of cytoplasm; endoplasmic reticulum. The transcript has 8 exons. Gene Ontology annotation, molecular function: WW domain binding. Bases 161 to 856 code for a protein of 231 amino acids. Gene Ontology annotation, biological process: vacuolar transport; ubiquitin-dependent protein catabolic process; positive regulation of protein ubiquitination.